CACGCAUCCAAAAAGAAAAAAGGCAAGAACUUUAAUUUUAUUCGAAUUAUUCUCGAUCCUUUUUGUGUGCUCAUCAUCUUGCCCAAAAAUUCAUAUCUUUUAAGAAGAGAAAGUGCGUAAAAGAAACCCAUUUGAAUAUAUGUUUAGUUCCAACCCAAAGUCUCAACCUUUAAUCCCCAAAUCCUAAAAAAGUUUGCUACUUAUAGUAAAAUUUAGUUCCUUCUUCAAGUUGCAGAGAUUUAGCAAGUGAAAGCAGAGAUGGUGUCACAUGAAGAGAACACAAGUAUUGUGGAAUGGUUUCUUGGUCCUAAUCCAUUCACGUAUCCACCUUAUGGCGUUGAGAUGAUUCAUGAGGAAGAAGAAGAAGUUCAUCAUCAUCAUAAUUAUCAUCAUCAGACUGGUGAGUAUUUCAGAGAGUUUGAAGAAGAUCAUCGUACUAGCAGCGAUGUAGAUAAUGAUGAGAUCAUUGCAAGAACUCUCCAAGACGAUUUUUUGCAGCUUCAAAUUGCAGAGGAAAAUAAUAAUUAUUCAAAUCAUCAUCAACCAGAAGAAGAAGGUUAUACUAACAACUAUAACAAUAAUAGUAACGAAUAUGGUUGGAACGAGCAACCAGCUGUGGAUUACUCUUCAGAAUGGGUAGGGAAUGAUAAUGAGCAAGACUGUGAUUCGCCUAAUAUCUUCUCGUGUUCAAGCCCGAGUGACACGGAUGAGUAUGUGUACUCUUGGGAAUCAGACCAGUGUGAGGCUGAUGGUGAAUUUGGGAGGAGAUUGAAUCAGAUGGUUCCCAUUCCUUAUGUGCCGAAAAUAAACGGAGAGAUACCUCCUGAAGAAGAAGCAGUUUCAGAUCAUGAAAGACUUCAGAAUAGGUUAGAGAUGUUUGACUUUGCUGAGGUCAAAGUUCCUGGUGAUGGUAACUGCCAGUUCCGGGCUUUAGCGGAUCAACUAUACAAAACCGCAGAUCGUCACAAACACGUUAGACGACAAAUCGUCAAGCAGCUCAAAGCUAGUCCGGAGUCUUAUGAAGGAUAUGUGCCUAUGAAGUUCUCUGAGUAUCUAAGGAAGAUGUCUCGGAGCGGCGAGUGGGGAGAUCAUGUUACAUUACAAGCAGCUGCAGAUGUGGUAUAG
Molecule: messenger RNA, 1125 nt
Organism: Eruca vesicaria subsp. sativa (arugula)
Lineage: Eukaryota; Viridiplantae; Streptophyta; Magnoliopsida; Brassicales; Brassicaceae
Source: the annotation of a GenBank genome assembly